UAGAUUCUUGAAAUUUGAAGGAAAACUGUGCUGUUGUCUAACGCGAGUAGUAGACAAAUCGUGAGUUUACGUAUACACGCUCAAAGUUCUCAGAAUUUUGCAAUAUACUGUUCAAGCCUGUGCGCCAUGGAGAGUAAUGCACAAACACGCCACCGUGUCUCGACCAAUGGGAAACAAGGUACGACUUCGAAUAACAACAACAUAAAAAGUUCAUCGGCAACUGGCCAAUGGGGCAGAGCAUGGCGUGUGGAUGUUUGGACAUUCUUUGGAUGUCUUUUCGUUCUGUUCGUGUGCCCAAUUCUGCCGUUAACCUUUUAUGCAUCGUGUACCCACCACGAGUGUAGUCUGGUCGAAACAGCUUACUCUGUGUGGUCCGGAUCAUUGGAUUUUUCUUUACCGGCCGUUUCUGGUUUUGCCGCUCGGACAUAUUUUACCUGGAUUGCAUUUCAGAUUCUUCUUUCUGCAUUGCCCGACAUCGUACACUUGAUUCUACCACGUUACGUUGGUGGUAUUCAACCUGGCGCAGUUACACCAAGUGGGAGGGUUAAUAGAUACAACAUCAACGGUCUUCAGGCUUGGUUAAUUACACACAUACUAUGGGCGGCCAAUGCAUUUUACUUCAAGCUUUUCUCGCCAUCCAUAGUCUUCAAUAACAUGGGUGCUUUCUUGGUGCUUUCCAACAUAACUGGAUAUUGUCUUGCUACGUUUUGUUACAUUAAAGGUCGGUUAUUCCCCACUCAUGAGAAUGAUUGCAAACUAAGCGGACAUUUCUUGUACGAUUAUUUAAUGGGUGUUGAAUUUAACCCAAGGAUUGGGUGUUGGUUCGACUUUAAAUUAUUCUUUAACGGUCGGCCAGGCAUUGUAGCUUGGUCAAUCAUCAAUUUAUCAUUUGCUUCGCGUCAAUACGAGACCUUUGGUCACGUGACCGAUUCCAUGAUUCUUUUGAAUUUUCUUCAAGCAAUCUACGUCAUUGACUUUUUCUGGAACGAAACUUGGUAUUUGAAAACAAUGGAUAUUUGCCAUGACCAUUUCGGAUUCUACCUGGCCUGGGGCGACCUCGCGUGGCUGCCUAUUAUGUAUACUUUGCAGGGUUUUUACCUCGCAUACCACCCGGUCGAACUCGGAGUUAUAAAGUCAAGCCUCAUCUUAUUGCUAGGGUUGGUCGGUUACGUCAUAUUUCGAUCCGCUAACAGCCAGAAGGAUAAAUUUCGAAAGAAGAAAAAUAAAUGCAAAAUUUGGGGGAAAUCUCCCGAAUAUAUUGAGUGUUCUUAUACGUCAUCAGACGGGGUACGUCAUCAAAGUACACUUCUAGUAUCCGGUUGGUGGGGUGUAGCUCGUCACUUCAACUACACCGGAGAUUUGUUAGGGUCACUUGCUUACUGCUUAUGUUGCGGGGGUGACCACAUUCUGCCAUAUUUCUACAUCAUAUACAUGACCAUACUGCUGGUACAUAGGUUAUAUAGGGAUGAACACAGGUGUAAAUGCAAGUACGGGGAGUAUUGGACGCUCUAUGUUCAACGUGUGCCUUGGAGACUUAUACCUGGCCUGUAUUAAACGAUGGUGCUAUACCAGAGUUGAUUUGAACAUGCUAUAUUGGGACUGUGUUAUUGAAUUGAAAUAUUUAUACCCACGUUUCUGUAUUGGCUGUCUCUUCUUGUCAACUGUGAUUAAAAUUACGAAGAAUGUC
Molecule: messenger RNA, 1687 nt
Organism: Ciona intestinalis (vase tunicate)
Lineage: Eukaryota; Metazoa; Chordata; Ascidiacea; Phlebobranchia; Cionidae
Source: RefSeq, a predicted model, not a curated record